Messenger RNA from Fonticula alba, 2564 nucleotides. RefSeq lists its product as hypothetical. Bases 216 to 1841 code for a protein of 541 amino acids. The transcript is spliced from 5 exons. NCBI's taxonomy places the organism in Eukaryota, Rotosphaerida, Fonticulaceae. The record is from RefSeq and is a predicted model, not a curated record.
CCGACUUUCGUCUUUCUCGUACCUCUCUUGUUGUCCUGUGCCCGAGCUCCCGAUCGCUGUCUCAGCCUCCCCCUCUCCCUUCCCUCCUCGCCUUUCUCAUCGCCCUUUGUUCUGCCCCUUUGCAGCAUACGCGGCUACACGGAUACAGGGAUACGCGCACACGCGGCUACACAGACACACACAUACAUACACACAUACACACCCCUCCUCCCAAGAUGACAUCCAACGGAUCUGUCCCCCUGGGUGAGGGGACCUCCUCCACCGCACAGGGAACCCCCCUUACAAAUGACUAUGACCGGUGGUCGCGCUAUGUCACCGAGUACGCGGACUUCCUGGCUGACAUCGACAGCGAUGGCGAAGAUGGCCAGGGGGCCUUUGUGCGCGGCAGCGCUGGCGCCCUGGCGCCGCGUGCCGAGGCCGAGCUGGCCUUCCUUGAGCGAGUGGAUCCUGAUCGCGCGGCCACCUUCCGGGCCCACCUGGAGCGCACGCGCCUUGAGUCGGGCUUGAGCUCGGCACAGGCCGAGGCCCAGCGACAGGAGCUCAUCGCCCGGCGCCAGCGCCAAUCCAUGGCCCAAUCACUGGCCGACUCAUAUGCCGAUCGUCGGGAGGAGCUGCUCCUCUUCGCUCGAGGCGACUGUGUGCUAUCGGAGAUCCUCCGUUGGUUCCUCCAGGUGUACCAUCGCAAGUACAAGGAAGUCGAUCGUCCAUAUGGCUGGGAUGCCCUGGCGGCCGGACUGCUUUUUGAGGCUGGGUCCACCAAGCUCAGUCGAAAGCAGACGUCCAGCGGCGAUGCGGGCCCCGGCGCGAAGGCGAGUUCUUCGGCCCCUGCUCCCGGGGCCGCUGACGACGUCACCGUGGUCCCGGCCUCCGCCGACAAGGACACCGCACCUGGUGAUGAUGGGACGCCAGGCGGGCCGGCUGUCAGCGAGCCGGCUCCUCAUCUCUCGAUCGAAUGUGUCUCGGAGCUGCGCGCCCCGUUGCUUGUGGUGCCAAACGAUCAAACCCAGCCGGGUGGCUGUCCCCAAGUGGCCUACAACAAUGCCACCUCGGCAGCCAUUUACCUGAUGGCCAAAUCCUUCCCGUCCCUGUACAUGAUCUAUCCCACGACGUCGGUGCUCCAUUUGGCCCAGUGGGUGGAGGCGGAAUUGGUUCCAUAUUCUCAGCGCGUCAUCGACCGGACGUGUCUUGCCCGAGAGGCGGCUCGUGAGACGUGUGUUUUUGCCGAGCUUCCCCGGCGCGAGGGCCGCUUCUAUGCGUGGUCUCGCGUGGCCUACCGCGCAGCCUUCCCGCUGGUGGCGGCUGUUGGAGGGUUGCUACCCGGUCGGCGUCUAUACUCGACAGCUCUUUCGCGGGAUAUGCGCGCGCGAGCUGAGACGCUCAUCGAUCUGAUCGAUGCUUCACUGUGUCCGGAGCCGGAGGCCGUCGGGGGCCUGGUCUUGGACGCGGAUGCGGCCAUGCGCCGACUGAGCGAGCACCCCCUCUUUGCCAAGCACUUCCCUGAGCCUUAUGUGCCUCGAACUCGUGGCGCCCAGCGCUCGACCCCCGACGCCAAGCGUGGGGCCGACGACAACAUCAUCGAUCCGAAUGGCCCAUCCGGUCGAGCCUCGCCCAGCACAAAGCUCACGGCCGCCGACAUUGCCAUUGCCUGCGCCUUGGCACCACUGUUGUGCGCCGAUGGGACAACCAUCGGCAGCAAGCUGACAAUGCGUGUGCCGUCGAUCGGGCAUCUGUCUGCCCCCGGCGAGAGGUGCGCUUUCCCUCCCUCUCCCCUCUCUUGGGUCUCCUUUGCCGGGAGCGCUGCCACCAUGCUUGAAGGGACACCAUGUCUCCCGGGGCACUGACGCUGCUUGUCCCCCUGUCCCCCUCGCUCCCUUUCUCUCGCCUCCUUUCGUCGCCAGUGAGCCCCUGACUCCCGCGGACCGGAUAUGGUCGGCGCUGAUUGGCUUCAACACUGAGGCCACCGGUCAGUCGGGCGACUGGUCUCGAGCGGAUGUCUUGCGCUUGCGCGCGCGCCCGGUCGGCAAGUGGGUGUGUGCUCUGUACAACAAGUCCCGCGGCCAGACCUCCAACCAGCGUCGCCUGGACAGCCGGAAUCCGUUUGCAUGGCCCGCAUCCGGGGAUACCCCGGCACCGCAAGAGGCCGGAGCCGGGGCCCCGGCCCACCCACGCCUGGCGGCCAAUUGGCUGGCCGUGCAGGAGGAGGAGCGCUACCAUGCGGUGCUGGUUCAGGGUGCGGCUGUGGCGCUGGCCAUCGUUGCGGUCGGCACUCCGUUCUCGCUGUUCGGCUCGUUCAUGUGGCAGAUUCUUUUCCUGCUGGCCGAGCUCGCCUUGGUCUCGGGGGUGGCUGUGGCCCUGGGUGGGCGGUUCCUGCGCGCCCGAUGCCCGCGGGUCUUGGCCCAAGUGUCGGCCUGUUCGUGGCAGCGCCUGCGCGCAUGGUGGCGGCCGAACCCAUCAAACUGACGGACACAGGUCCCCGCUAUGCGUCGCUGUCCUUUCCUCGGCCCGUGGUUUUCACCUUCUCUCCCAGCUGCUCUCCCUGGCCCUUUCCUCGUACCCCCCCCCCC